AUGGUGUACGUGUCGAACGGUCAAGUUUUGGACAGUAGGAGCCAAUCACCAUGGCGACUGUCUUUACUCAUAGACCUGUUCUGGGGAGUUGUGGCGUUUUUUAGCCUAUUCUUUAAAACAAUAAUUGACCCCGACCUGUCAAAAGAUGGACAAAGUGGUUCGUCGCGGUUUUCUGAUGGUAGAGGUCCUCCUGGUCCUCCUGGUGGUAGAAGGCGGAUGGGGAGAAUAAACUUUGGUGGCGGGCCUAGUCCUCCUCCAAUGGGGGGAGGAGGAUGAGGAAGGUGA
Messenger RNA from Nerophis lumbriciformis (worm pipefish), 285 nucleotides. The record is from RefSeq and is a predicted model, not a curated record. NCBI's taxonomy places the organism in Eukaryota, Metazoa, Chordata, Actinopteri, Syngnathiformes, Syngnathidae.